Messenger RNA from Thrips palmi, 1013 nucleotides. RefSeq names its product ATP synthase subunit s, mitochondrial. The record is from RefSeq and is a predicted model, not a curated record. NCBI's taxonomy places the organism in Eukaryota, Metazoa, Arthropoda, Insecta, Thysanoptera, Thripidae. Bases 172 to 879 code for a protein of 235 amino acids. The transcript has 6 exons.
AUAACGAAAAUGUGCAAUUAAAUCUACUCGAUGAUUACAACAAUUUUCUCACUGUGAGGUGGUUGGCAAGACACGCGACCAGUGUAUCGUCUGCUUGUUUUUGUUGACACUCUCGCUUUCACCCUGUCAAGGUAGAGGAUUCGGUCAAUUUGGCGUUUAUCAAAUUCUACCAUGGUGAUGGUUCUGCACUCAAUUCAAAACUGCCUGCGUCUAGCUGGUUUAACCCCAGCAAGAACAGUUUUAUGUCAACAGAUAAUGCAGAGCCACAUUCUGACCCACAAAGUUGUGACAUCAGCUGCUUCAGUUGCAUCAAGCCAAGUUCAGCAACGGCCAUUCUUCCUCCAUUGGAUUAAUUCUGUUUUUAACCAAGUGUCAAGGGAAAGAGUGGAAGAGGUUGGUCCCGACAGAGCCUGUGCCGAAUGGCUGCUGAGAAAUGGGGCCUUAGUGCAAUGGAUGGGUGCCAAUGAUUUUGUGACAGACUACAAUGAGCUUCCACUGGAUAAAAAAGAGAGGGGUCGUUACUUUAUCAAAGCUGUAGAUGCCACAGAUUCUAGUGUCAUGUCAAUGGGCUUUCCACAUUUUGAGGGAUGCAAUCAUAUUGAAAAGAUUACUUUUAAGAAAUGCAAGUACCUGGACAGUGAAGCUUUGCCUCUACUUUCAGUUCUUAAGAAAUCACUUAACACUUUGGAAGUCAUAUACUGCUGGAAUCUGACAGCUGAAAGUAUACUGUCUCUGCGGAGUUUAAGCAAUUUGAAAACUCUCAAAUUGGAGGGACUACCUGAGGUAAAGAACAAGUCAGAGGUUUUACAGAAACUGCAGCAAGCUCUACCAAAUUGUGUCGUUACCUUUGAUGGUGAGGGGGUAGCUGUCAACAAGUGAAUUCACUCAAGAUUAAGUAAAGUUUAUUUAUUUACAUCUGUAUUAAUGAAUAAUAUUACCAUAAAUCAACCGGACAACAUUCAGUUCUUGUAUGUAAUGAAAUUAAAAUGAGAAAGAUCCAUUUGAAGUUUAAA